ACUGACAGUGACUGUCAAAUUGAGCUGAAUGUUUCAGUCGAUUUUGGUGUUUUGUAGUGAAAAUAAAUUCAAUUUAAUGCAUGAUAUGGUGACGGAAUAAAUAAAUAAUUUAUACAUUUCGCCACAGAGACUCACAAAGAUAACGAAGAGACGACAGGUCUCUCAAGUACAUUUUCCGCCGAAGAUUUGAAGACGCCGAGGGAGGGACUUUUGUGGACCAAGAGGUGACCAAAGCAGGGAAGCAGAGACAAUGACUGAACCAAAUGUUUUGCCUCCGGGAGUCAAUCCGGAGAAUAAUGCCAUUCCGGGCGUCCCACUGAUCAACAACAACAACAACCGGCCCAGGAAUAACAACCAGAAUUCACUGAUGAACGUCCGAGAUCGCCUCUUUCACGCCCUCUUCUUCAAGACUGCCCUGGCCUAUGCCCAAGCGAUUCCCAAACCAAUGCGUCGUGCCAUUGAACUGUUGAUGCUGCUGAAGGCGCUCACGGCACUCUUUAUCCUGGUUUAUAUUCACAUCACCUUUUCACAGACUCCAGCCACGUGUCUGGAGCACGUGAAGGCAGAAUGGCCCAGAGAUGGGAUUCUGCGGGUGGAAAUCCUAAAGAAUCCUCCACAGGCAGCAAAGAUUCCAUCGGAAAUGGAUGAGGUGGAAUUGACGUUGAUGAGGAAUAAUCAGAGGGAGGGUCUGGUGAGCAUUGAUCCAUCUACGACUCUUCCACACGAACAGGAGCCACAAAAUGGGGCUAUUGAGCCCGAAAAGGAACCACCUCCGGACAAUGAGAGUCAAGUGGCUACAGAAUAUGUCAAGGUCUACAUUGAGACACAAAUGGUGAUGAUGGAGAGAACAAAGUUUGACAGUAUCUUCUCUGAUGUCUCCAAGAGUCUCCUGGCUGCCCAAGAGGAGGAAGAGGGUGGUGCUGAGGGAGAACUUGAGACUUCGGAAGAUAUCCAGGAAGACUCCAUUGUCUAUGCCAAUCAGACCCUCAAUGAAUCCUCCAUUGCUGGCGAGGAGGAGCCCAAAGAGGGUGAAUUGCCAUCGAAUGUGCCAGAAGUUGAGAAGAUUGUCAAUGCUGUUUGGCUGGAGGAUCAGUACAUUGUGGAAUAUUCCUUGGAGUAUGGAUUUCUCCGGCUCUCAGCGCCUACACGACAAAGGCUUAAAAUUCCCGUUUACACGGUGACGCUGGAUCCGGAGAAGGACAAAUGCUUCGGGGACACCUUCAGCAGGUUCAUCUUGAAGGAGUUCCUGGGCUACGAUGAUCUACUGAUGGCCUCGGUGAAGGUUCUGGCCGAAGAGGAGGACAACAAAGGUUACCUAAGAAAUGUCGUGACUGGAGAACACUAUCGAUUUGUUUCGAUGUGGUGGAUGGCUAGAGGCUCCUAUCCGGCCGCCUUCUUCAUAAUGCUCCUCUUCACUGUCUCCAUUUCAAUGCUGCUGAGGUAUUCCCAUCAUCAGAUCUUCGUCUUCAUAGUGGAUCUUCUGCAAAUGCUGGAGUUUAAUGUGUCCGUAAGAUUCCCAGCAGCUCCACUGUUAACGGUGAUCCUGGCACUAGUUGGAAUGGAAGCGAUUAUGUCAGAAUUCUUCAAUGACACCACAACGGCUUUUUACAUUAUUCUUGUCGUUUGGAUGGCAGAUCAAUAUGAUGCCAUUUGUUGCCAUACUUCACUAACUAAGAGACACUGGCUGAGAUUCUUCUACCUCUACCAAUUCUCCUUCUAUGCCUAUCACUAUCGAUUUAAUGGACAAUACAGCAGUCUGGCGCUCGUCACUUCAUGGCUUUUUAUACAGCACUCGAUGGUGUACUUUUUCCAUCACUACGAGCUGCCUGUGAUUAUUCACCAAGCUCAGUUACAGCAACUCUUGAUGCGAUCUCGCCAUCAGAAUCACCAGAAUGGCCAACAGGGGAAUGCUGGGGCAAAUCCUAGCAAUGCAGCGACCAAUGGAACAGUUCAAGGGCCCAACAAUAAUGCCCCUAGACCGGCAACGGGGGAGGCAAGGCGUCCGGGGGAGGGGGGAAAUCGUCAGAAUGACAACAACAACAAUAACCACAAUUUCUUCACAAAUGUUACCUACCUGGCCAGGAGACUUCCUGUGCCCGGCCUAAGAAAUCGCGAAGAUACGCCUCUGAUGCGGAGCAUUAGAAACUUAAUGGCCAACACAGUGCUGGGCGGCCUCAUCAAUAACAACGAAAACAACAACAAUCCACGGAUCCGCGUGGUUAAUCUUGGCAAUUUGCAGAGAAUAUCUCUGGGCAGGAUUGCCAUAACUCCCACAACAGUGCAGAGUGAGACUCAGACAACUGGGGGUGAUACAGAGGCAGCUGCUGAGAAUGCCAACAGCUCAACGACGACGACUCCGUUGAGUGCAACUUCAGCCGAUCCGGCUGUGGCCAGUGAGGGUGGUUCAAGGAGUAAUUUUCAGCGGAACUUCGAGGAGAAUAAUUACAUUUUUCCCACUGAGACGUCCACGGUGGAGAGUCCCGUGGCGUCCAAUUCACAAAAUCAGGUGGAUGUGCAGGAGGGGGUGAAUGCAUUGGUGGUGGGGGGGAUGAGUCAGGUGGAAAAAAUUGCCAGUAGCACUAUGGGCAAUCCGGAUGAGGGUAGUGGUGAUGGUACUUUCUAUGUGGCACAAUCGAUUGCAAAGACGUGUGCUGAUGCCUCAAAUUCACAUUCAGCCAGUCCGGGCGCCAAAUUAAAUUCCACGGAAGGGAAUUCCCAUGCGGAAAUUUAUAGUGCAAAUAAUGAUGUUUCGGGAAAUUAUGAUUCCGGCAAAACGGACGCCAUGGUUCCCGGUGGGAGUGAUGAUGCGGAUCGGGGACACAGGAGUGAGCAUUUUCACGAGCAACAUCCACCCGGUGACCCACCCAGGGAUCAGCCCUAAGGGUUGCAGCUGUGAGGUAGGUGCGCGCAAAGUCAUCCCGUGGAAAGUGUGAGUGUGAGUGAGUAAUGCACUUUUGAUCAUUUACCUUAAUUUGCUAUAUACAUAUAUAUAUAUAUUUGAAGAAAACAAAAACUCUUUAUUUUCUUGUACAUAUACUAAUGACUGUGGAAAUGGAGUGAAUGAUUUUUUUUUGAAUGAUCUGAUGAGUAGAUGAUUGUCUAAUUUUGUUUACAAACGGAUAUGGGUUGAUGGACAAAAAGAAAAAUCAAAAAAGAAAAAAAAGUUCUUAGAGAUAGAGAGCUUCGAGGGAAUUAUAAAUGGGAGAAGUUGCAAAAACAAAUCCUCCAAGCUGAUAUUGAUAAAUUUGUGAUCAUUUAUUUUCUGUUGAUGUGGGAAGAUUGUUGAUUUUCUUUGGGUUUUUUCCACACUUUCCACAUUUAUUUGAGAGCGAAGAAGAAGAAAAGAACUUCAAACAUUUAAAAUAAAGUUGUUUUCUCACGAUUUUUACCUCUUUUGUACAUAAUUUCUUCGGCUAACUUUGCAAAAAAAAAGGUUUAAAAAAAAUCUCUCUAACUGCCCGAUGUUCUUUUCCGUGGGAAUUUUCUUUUGGUAUGUGGAAGAGUUUUCUCGUCAAUCACUUUGGGAUCACUUCAUGGCGAUUUCUUCUAAAAAAAAAUCGAUUUUUAGAGAAAAGAAAGAAACUAUAAUGCAAAAAGAUAGAGAGAUAGGAAUUGUGUAAAAUUAUAUUUAUGAUAAUAGUUUGUAAAUGAAUUAUUCUGUAAUGAUUAUACUUGAAAAGCAGAAAUAAGAAGUGUCAAUAAAUGGAUUGAAAGUC
Molecule: messenger RNA, 3716 nt
Organism: Phlebotomus papatasi
Lineage: Eukaryota; Metazoa; Arthropoda; Insecta; Diptera; Psychodidae
Product: membralin
Exons: 10
Coding region: 251-2881 (876 amino acids)
Biological process (GO): response to endoplasmic reticulum stress; positive regulation of ERAD pathway
Cellular component (GO): endoplasmic reticulum
Source: RefSeq, a predicted model, not a curated record